Notolabrus celidotus (New Zealand spotty) is the source of this 2282-nucleotide messenger RNA. It is a transcript of the gene mindy4, whose product is annotated as MINDY lysine 48 deubiquitinase 4. The record is from RefSeq and is a predicted model, not a curated record. Gene Ontology annotation, molecular function: cysteine-type deubiquitinase activity; K48-linked deubiquitinase activity. NCBI's taxonomy places the organism in Eukaryota, Metazoa, Chordata, Actinopteri, Labriformes, Labridae. Gene Ontology annotation, biological process: protein K48-linked deubiquitination.
AUGUAGGAAAAGGCCAGACACGUACCCGUCACUAUGGAUGUCUCUGUUGAAGAGGUUUCUUCAUCGCUUGUGAGGGAAUAUUUGAGUCGAAAGGGACUCAGGAGAACGAUUGCCUGUAUGGAUGAGGAGCACCCACGCACAGAGGCCAGCAUCAACAACAGGUCUAUUCUAAGGCAGAUUCUCAACAUAGAGGGUCUCUAUAAGAAGAAUAAGCUUCAAAACUCCCCUCUAAAGACAUUAUUGGAAAUAAUUGUUAAGCAUCACACCAGGGGCCUUAAGAAUGACAUAAUUACCAGCAAUGAGAGUGACCACACACAGUCUCCUUCGGAUAUUACUUCAAUUGCUAAUUCUCCAGUAGUAACACCAGCAGGGAUGAAUGGAUCAAAGACAGAAGACGGCAUCACAGCUUGUACUAGAAGCCAACAAAUCAAAUUAAGGUCUGAUAUAGAAGACAGUUUCUUGUCCCAGCCCAUAUGUACUUCCUCAUUGCCUGAGAUAGACAUAUUGUCAAGUCACACUUCAACUGGUUUCCAGGCUUAUGAAUCAGAAGACAAAGAAACACAGGCACUGUUUUCUUCCCUCCCAGAGAAUGAGAGCGUCAUUAGGAAAGACCUCGAAAAAAAGACCUCUGCUGCUGAGAGCACCCAGAGGAGUAGAAAUAAUCGAAUUAGACGUGGUAUGAUGGCUGGUCCAGUAGCUAGCACACCUCAGGAAUCAAACAAAAAAAGGCAGAAUCGAAGACAAGAGGUGCCACAGCUGCUCCUCAGAAAAGAAGAAGAAAACAGCCAGUCCAGGAUGGACCUAGGGACUGACUCAUAUCAGAAAAGCUUAGAGCGUGGCCUCUGUAAAAUCAGCCCAACUGACUGCAGAGAUCGGCUAAGAGACUUGCAAAGCGCACCAGAGAGGCUGCAGAGGGAAAACAGCUUUGAAACAUUGGGACAAGACAUACUGAAGAUAAAAAAAGUAAGGUCUUUGCUCAGGACAACUGUAGCUGAUUUGGACAUGUCUGAGAUGGUUUUAGAUGAUAUUGAUGAUGAUGAAAAUAUGCAAGACCUACCCAAAGUACCAUUUCAGAGAACCAUCACAGAGCACACCUCUGCUGCCUGCCCCAUGGACCAGCACACAGCUAUGGUUUUUAAAAGCGGUUCUCUUGGUUCCAGCCAAAGUUAUUUCAGUGUUGAGUGGAGGAAUCAGGGUUUCACUUUCUCAGAAACACACGACCUGAGAUAUGGAAUUGUGCAGAAAAAGGGUGGCCCUUGUGGAGUUCUAGCAUCAGUCCAAGCCUUUGUUCUGAAGAAUCUGCUGCAUGAAAACAUCCAAGCAGUGAUUCUGGCCUUCAGAGGUUAAGAACCUUCCAACACUACCAGAAGAAAGUGUCUCAUUUCAGCUGUGGCUGAAAUUCUGUGGAGGGCCGGUGAGGAAAAACAAGCAAAAGUUGCGAUAAAUUCUGGAAGAAACCAUUUUACCCCAUCUGGACGCUACAAAUCUGAAGGAGUGCUUGAAAAGAUAACAUGUGUCACUGUUAACACCUUGAAGGACCUGCAGUUGCUUCUGGAGCAGCAUAUAGAGCAGUUUGAGACAGGGCAGUCAGGAUGCAUGCUGCUGACCAUCUCUGCUGUCCUUUCUCGAUCCAUCGACAAAGUAAGAGAGGAUAUGGAUGUGCCCACUACUACACUUAUUGGGGCCCAUGGCUACUGCACUCAGGAGCUGGUCAACCUGUUGCUCUGUGGCAGAGCUGUUUCUAACGUCUUUGACAAUGACAUGGAGUUGGACUCUGGCAAUGGCAGCAUGACUCUACUCAAAGGGAUCAAAGGGCACUGUGAUGUCGGCCUGCUGUCCUUGUUUGAACAUUAUAACAUCUGUAAGGUGGGAGAUUACUUGAAGACUCCCCAUUUCCCCAUCUGGGUAGUGUGCAGUGAAAGCCACUUCAGUGUGCUUUUUGGUCUCCAGAGGGAGCUGUUGACCUAUCAGGACCAAGGUCUGGAGUUUGACCUCUACUAUUAUGACGGCCUGGCCAAUCAAAACGAAGAGAUUCGCCUCACCGUGUCUGUUGCUACAUUGGUCCAGAGCAGUCAAGAUGUUGACACUGACCUCAUACCACCGCUGGAGCUCUGCAUUCGGACAAGGUGGAAAGAUGCAUCUGUCAAUUGGAACGACACAGAGCCUAUUCUUUGACCGUCACGUGGCUUAAUGUUAUUUAAAUCAUGACAAGGAGCAGUGAUCAACUAUACUGUAUCACCAGUACAGGUACUUUAAUAUCAUGAGUUCUCCAGUUAUCUCCA